AUGUCGAUCAAGCAUGACCACGCUCUUAAUCCUGUGACAGCUCUCGAAUUCUAUCAUACUUUGGCUGGCAGACUCCUGCUUCUAGCUGGGGAAGGAUCAUUCUUGAAGGUCUUUGAGGCCGAGACUUCAGAAUUCCUCUUCCAGUGCGAGAUUUUUCCUGGGCAAACUAUUCAUGGGAUUGUCAUAAAUGAGAGCUCUGUCCAGACAAAUGACCUGCAGGUGGUCAUUUGGGGUGGGAAAUGCUUGGCGCUGCUCAAGAAGAAGGACCUUGAUCGGCUUAUAUGUCGAGAUAUAGUCAAUCUUACGAGUGUUGCUGCACUUGUAUCGGAUUGGAUCCUUGAUGUGGCCAUAUCCGACGAUGGUGAGAACCGCUGUGUCCUUGUCACUGCUCAUAACAAGCUCAUCCACGCAAAUCUUGGGCAAAAUGAUCAGCCCCCUUUCCUCGAGGAUCUACCAUCUCCCUCCGAAUCGAUCCUCUACUCUGCUCACCUGAUCUGGGAUACUCCAAAUAAAAUACUGGUAGCCGCUGGAACAGUGUUUGGUCAGGUCAUAGUCUGGCAAAGUUCGGUCACGGACGAAGGCUUCUUCAAUGAUGCCCAGACCCUCUUUACCUUUGAAGGGCAUGAAGGAUCCAUAUUCGGAGUCAAUAUAUCGCCACCUAUUCGAGGUGCAGAUACCACAAGCAUGCGGUUACUAGCAAGUUGCAGUGAUGAUAGGACAAUCCGCAUCUGGAGUCUUUCCGAAUCAUUUCAACAGAGCAAACAGAAAGACGGACAAAUGAUAUUAAGAGAAACUGGAUUUGGCAAGAACAAGGCAUAUACUAGUACACCGCUACCAAGCGGAAAAUGUAUAGCUAUGGUUAUGGGCCAUGCCUCGAGGAUAUGGAGUGUCAAAUUUCUCGUUCAUGAUCGGACGGUUCUCGAACAUUCGUCUGUUAGUGUGCUUUCGUUUGGGGAAGACGCUACGGCACAGCAAUGGCAAUUGGAAUCUACAGCAGAGAAAUCAAUUGACUCGAAAACCGACGAGGAAGCCACAAAUCAAACAAGUCUUCGGCAUGUUAACACGUUUGCAUUUCAUAGUGGGAAGCAUAUAUGGUCUACUGCUCUGCGAUCUGGAUCCGACGGCAUACUAAAUAUUUCAACUGGGGGUGCGGAUGGCAAAAUAUCAUUUUACAGUAUGGAUAUGUUGAGCACCAAUGUUUGUCCAUCCAUUCCAGGAGUGUUCACCCAGCCUCAGCUGCUCGAUUCGGUUACGACUGGCAAUCAGCCAUGCCUUCCAUAUACUGCUAUAUGCGAGCUUGAAGAUGUGCUCAAGGGCCUUCCGCAGGAUAAUGGCUCUUCUCGGCCACUAUUUACCCAAGCACAACAGGAUUCGCCAUCGGAUAUUCGUCCUAUAUCACCCCCAGUUGACGGAAAGACAGCUGCGAAGAAGAAAGUGAAGAAGCCGCUGAAAGAUGCGUUCAAUCGAUAUGCCUUUAUAUCAGAAAAUCAGUUCCUGGCUACUACUAAACUUGGACGGGUUUUGCUAGGUCAGAUUAGCACAACUAUGACUAUGGAAUGGAUAGAACUCCAUCUCCCCGAAUCAGGAAAUGAAGAUCUCAAAGCAUAUGCUGUUCUUCAAGGAUUUCCCGAAAUUUCUGUGGCUUGUUUAGCUGGAUCCAGCGGCAAGAUUUAUAUCUAUAAAAGCAUAAAUUCGUUUUUUGAAAUGGGAACCGUGGUGGGCAAGGUUGCCGACAUGUUCAAAGUCUUUGACCCAGACGCGGGUACUUUCAGCCUUUUGGUCACUACCCUGGCGUCCAAAACCGCAACAUUAUUUUCCAUAGAUUCUACAGCUGAGGAUGGACUUCAGAACUCCCAACGCAUCUCUUUUAAGCUGCCUGAUGAUUUUGUCGUCACUAGUGCUGGGAUAUGCCACUCAUUACUAGUUUUGGGUUCUAGAAAAGGCUCUCUUGCAGUAUUUGAUCCUCGAAAGUUCGACAAUCCGCUCUGCAUCUGGAACGACCCAGAUUGCAGCAACGGAGAUGCUAUUACAACCAUCCUGCCUCUCUCACCAUCCGGGGGUGGGAACGGCAAUACCGGCUAUUUCCUAACCACAGGCCGGAAUGGGAUUUACUCGAUCUUCUCUGCAUCAUGUUUUCCUGACUCAAAUAUGGAACUAGAUUCUGUUAAGCUUCGACCACUUCAUCGCGGAACUCCACCUUUUGGACCCAUGAUCGAAGCCGCCUGGUUCGAAGAUGAUAUGCUGAUUCUUCGCGGCUUCAAAGGCAAAAGUUUUGUUGUUUGGAAUGAAACUAAACAAUAUGAAAUCAUGAAUGUAGAGUGUGGUGGUGCCCACCGGAGCUAUGCGUAUUAUUCUCUAUAUCGCACCAAAGGGGGUGGAAUUUUCAUUUACACCAAAGCUUCGAGGCUAUAUAUCCAUUCCCAGGUUAAAUUGCCACAUCAGAUUGUCAAGCAAGGGGGACAUGGACGAGAAAUCAAAGCUUGCGCUAUCUCAUCAGACGGAUCUGUCUUAGCAACUGGUGCUGAGGAUACCUCGAUUCGAUUCUGGCGUUACGAGGAUGGUGGUGCGAAGAAAAAUAAUCAACUUAACUGCGUAGCUGUGAUUCAGAAACAUACGGCAGGCAUUCAACAUCUCCAAUGGCAUCGGUCAGAAUACCUAUUCAGCAGUGGCGGGAACGAGGAGUUUUUCAUCUGGGCUAUUAAAGAUAUUCCUGGGUUCGGAAUAGGAGUCGUAUGUGAAGCCACAUGCCCGGACCAGAGCGACGAUCGAGACUUAAGGAUCAUGAGUUUUAAUGUGACAGAGGCUCCGCACAUUUUAGACUCCCAACAACAACCUAGAUUGUUGAUAAGCCUAGCUUAUUCGGAUUCGACGAUCCGGACAUAUACCUACACCAAGGCUUCCGGUUAUGGUCUGGUGGCCUCGGGCAGAUACACAUCAUCCUGCCUUACUCAAAUCAAACACAUUAAUGUCGUCGAUAACACCAUUAAUCUGUUGACUACUGCGACAGAUGGAUAUCUGACUCUCUGGAAGUGCAAAAUCAACUGCUCUCUUGAAGUGAGGGAUCAAAAUUGCGGCAUAAAUACCCCAGAGUUUGUCAUGCUCUCAAAUACCAAAGUUCACCAGAAUGCCAUAAAGUCACUUGAUUUUACCUUUUGCAGCACCAAAAACCACACUAUAAUAGUUACUGGUGGGGACGACAAUGCCCUUGGCAUUUCAGUCUACUUCACAAAUGAUACUUCACUUCAUCCAGUAACACAUAUCCUGAGAUCUGCCCAUGCUGCUGCUAUCACCGGGCUCUGUAUCAUGCCUGGGCCGACAACAAAAAACGGCAAGGGCAGGAUUUCCAUUAUAUCCUCAAGCAACGACCAAAGAGUAAAAGAGUGGACGUUAUAUAUGGAUGAGAGAAAUAUACAGACUGGUGCCGUAGAAAUCCAAAAGAUGGACGAUGUUUUCACCAAUGUAGCAGACGUUGGGGACUUGGUGGUAUUGAGGGAUGGCACGGGGUUAGGGAUUGCUAGGCAAAAGAAAGUUCUUGUUGUGGGCAAUGGAAUGGAAGUUUGGAAUGUCUCCUGUGACUUGGAUGAAUAG
Molecule: messenger RNA, 3588 nt
Organism: Venustampulla echinocandica
Lineage: Eukaryota; Fungi; Ascomycota; Leotiomycetes; Helotiales; Pleuroascaceae
Exons: 2
Coding region: 1-3588 (1195 amino acids)
Biological process (GO): tRNA methylation
Cellular component (GO): cytoplasm
Molecular function (GO): protein binding
Source: RefSeq, a predicted model, not a curated record